This is a messenger RNA of Oppiella nova, 429 nucleotides long. The record is from the annotation of a GenBank genome assembly. Lineage: Eukaryota; Metazoa; Arthropoda; Arachnida; Sarcoptiformes; Oppiidae.
AUGCGGGUGUGUUUGGCCAAGCUCAUACAUAAAUUUGAGUUUACCUUGGCGCAAACACCCACACUGGACUACUAUUUAUGCAACCCAUUAAUGGGACCUAAAAGGUUGCAACGCCGGGUGUUUUUGCCAUCCAUUAAUCGUCCCCUUAACCAAAGUGUAGGCCACGUACAGGACCCCGGUACUGUGGCUGUCUGUACCGGUCACGAUUCUGGGUAUGGGAGUAGUCCCUACCAUACGCCCUACCUACUCCAAAUGCUGAAUCAAUAUUCAGCACCAGGUGUUAGUCAUUUAGACUACCUAUCCAAAAUGCUGACCCAGGACAGGACCACGGUGGACAGUCUGUCUGUAUUUGAGAUCACUCCUGUCCCUUGUAAUGGCGAACCCUUUACGGUAGCCAUACUGGGCCUCAACGAUCAAAGUUAUCCGGGA